AUGAGUGUUCAAGGCAUCAGUGUAACCAUUGCAAAUGCCAGAGAAAAGGCCCGGGCUCUAGACAAGGAUGACUCCCUUGCGUUCACACGCGGCGAGUUCAACAUCCCCACGAGGAGCCAGAUUGCCAGUACCCAGUUGCUCGACACAGCCACCACGGAAUCGAAGGAUGAAGGGGCUACUGAGGAUAAGUCCAUCUAUCUUUGCGGAAAUUCCCUCGGGCUCCAGCCCAAGCGGACUCAGACCCGUAUCCAGCAGUACCUCUCAACCUGGGCCACGCAGGGUGUUCAGGGGCAUUUUAAGCUUCUCGAUGAGUCGCCGUUGCCGACAUGGCUAGACGCGGACGAUCGGGCCGCGCAGCUCAUUGCCCCGAUCGUGGGAGCUUCUGAGCAUGAGGUGGCAGUCAUGCAAACGUUGACGGCGAAUCUUCAUUUGUUGAUGUCUGCGUUUUACAAGCCGGAUAUCAACGGGAGGCAUAAGAUCAUCCUCGAGACGAAGGCGUUCCCCAGUGAUCAUUUCGCUGUCGAAACCCAACUUCGGCACCACGGUCUAGACCCCGCCACGUCUAUGGUCACAUUGACUUCCCCUUCCUCUCCCGAAGACAACGUCCUCACGACCGCCGAGAUCCUAGCCGCCAUCGACCACCACGCCUCUACCACUGCCCUCCUCCUCCUCCCCGGCAUCCAAUACUACACCGGCCAACUCCUCGACAUCCCCACCAUCACCGCCCACGCCCGCACUCACGACAUUUUUGUCAUCUGGGACCUCGCCCAUGCCGCAGGGAAUGUGCCCCUGCAGCUCCACGACUGGAACGUCGACGCCGCGGCCUGGUGCAGCUACAAGUACCUCAACUCGGGUCCCGGGUGUAUCGGCGGGGUGUUUGUGCACGAGCGCAACAGCGGGGUCGGCCGGCUGAUCACGGACGAGAAGCCCGAAGAAGGGUAUAUCAACCGGCUGGCUGGGUGGUGGGGCAAUGACAAGCGGACGCGGUUUGUAAUGGCGACCAAGUUCCAUCCUGUGCGUGGCGCGGCCGGGUUCCAGCUGAGCAAUCCGAGCAUUCUGGACAUUACCAGCUUGACGGCGUCGCUGGAGGUGUUUGCCGCUGCUGGCGGCGUGGGCAAACUGCGGGAGAAAUCCCUGCGGCUCACGGCCUUCCUUGAAGAGCUCCUCGAGACGGGAAUUGGGAAGGACGAAAGGACGCAGUUCCGGGUUAUCACGCCGCGGGACUCGGCCCAACGUGGCGCACAACUAAGCCUUAUGUUGAAGCCGGGUUUGUUGGAACCAGUGAUGCGGGAGCUAGAGAAGCGGGCGGUGAUUGUGGACGAGCGGAGACCGGAUGUGAUUCGGGUAGCGCCAGCGCCGUUGUAUAAUACGUUUGAGGACGUUGUCGACUUUGUGGCGGCGUUUGGGGAAGCGCUAGCGAUUGCGAAGGCGGAGAUCAGUGAAUGA
Messenger RNA from Dichotomopilus funicola, 1446 nucleotides. RefSeq names its product pyridoxal phosphate-dependent transferase. The coding region runs from base 1 to 1446 and encodes 481 amino acids. The record is from RefSeq and is a predicted model, not a curated record. The transcript is spliced from 3 exons. Gene Ontology annotation, molecular function: pyridoxal phosphate binding; kynureninase activity. Gene Ontology annotation, biological process: NAD+ biosynthetic process. Gene Ontology annotation, cellular component: cytoplasm. NCBI's taxonomy places the organism in Eukaryota, Fungi, Ascomycota, Sordariomycetes, Sordariales, Chaetomiaceae.